CGCAGCCUUUUCUAGGGUGACCGAAGAGGCAAUGAGGAGUUUGUAAAUUUCGUUAUUAUAAGAUUUAAGUUUAUAUAUUACAAUCAUCAUGAUUUCAAAGGCUGCAGUAGGUAUUGCUGUUGGAAUAGCUGGAAUAUUUGUUGGAUAUUGCUUUUACUUCGAUCAAAAGCGUCGUAGUGAUCCAGAUUUUAAAAAGAAAUUGCGUGAACGUAGAAAAGCUAAGAAGCAAGCUCAAAAAGCUAGUUCAAAAAUUCCAGAUUUAAAAGAUCAUGAAGUUGUUCAAAAAUUCUUCUUCCAAGAGGUUCAACUUGGAGAAGAAAUGCUUUCAUACGGUGAUAUAGAAGGUGGAAUUGAGCAUUUAGCAAAUGCAGUUGCUGUUUGUGGACAACCUACACAAUUAUUGCAAGUUCUUCAGAAAACACUGCCACCACAAGUUUUUCAUCUUUUAUUGCAGCGAAUACCAGCUAUUAGCCAGAAGCUAUCUCAAACUGCAAUGGCUGAGGAAGAUGUUGAAUAAAAUAAUACUAAAAUUUACGUUGACUUUUAAAAUAAAAUCUAACUAUUAGUAGAAGUGUAUGCCUUCUUUUGAUAAUGUAGACAUUUGUGUGACUUUAA
This is a messenger RNA of Osmia bicornis bicornis, 615 nucleotides long. RefSeq names its product mitochondrial import receptor subunit TOM20 homolog (gene Tom20). Bases 89 to 517 code for a protein of 142 amino acids. Gene Ontology annotation, biological process: protein import into mitochondrial matrix; tRNA import into mitochondrion; protein targeting. Lineage: Eukaryota; Metazoa; Arthropoda; Insecta; Hymenoptera; Megachilidae. The record is from RefSeq and is a predicted model, not a curated record. Gene Ontology annotation, cellular component: mitochondrial outer membrane translocase complex; mitochondrial outer membrane. Gene Ontology annotation, molecular function: transmembrane protein transporter activity. The transcript has 4 exons.